AUGUCUGAUAGAUACUACUCAACGGGGCGCGGUGGAGCAGGCAACCUCCAGCAUGGCAAGCCUGUUGAGCACGACGAGCAAGAAAUUCCACAUUUGACCCAGAAGGUAUUCACAACCGGCCGAGGCGGAGCGGGCAACAUGGCCACCAACUCCGAUCCGCAGGUCUCGCGUACGUUGCAAGACGUAGAAGACCUUGAUCUCGCACCGAUUGCUUCUCCCACUAUUGGCCGUGGUGGCUAUGGAAAUGUCCGAGCAGGCCAGCAGGCAUCUGCGAACCUGUUUUCCAAGGCGAAAGGUCUCUUCAAAAAGCGACACUCGGACACGCCGAAAGAAGAGUCUAGCGAGGCACCCGCCGCCAAAUGA
This is a messenger RNA of Wickerhamiella sorbophila, 363 nucleotides long. RefSeq lists its product as hypothetical. The transcript has a single exon. Lineage: Eukaryota; Fungi; Ascomycota; Dipodascomycetes; Dipodascales; Trichomonascaceae. The coding region runs from base 1 to 363 and encodes 120 amino acids. The record is from RefSeq and is a predicted model, not a curated record.